Messenger RNA from Marasmius oreades (fairy-ring Marasmius), 1308 nucleotides. RefSeq lists its product as uncharacterized. The transcript is spliced from 8 exons. The record is from RefSeq and is a predicted model, not a curated record. The coding region runs from base 136 to 1308 and encodes 390 amino acids. NCBI's taxonomy places the organism in Eukaryota, Fungi, Basidiomycota, Agaricomycetes, Agaricales, Marasmiaceae.
CUUCUUGUUCUUCCACUUUGCUAUUCUCAACGCCUCAUUAUAGCAAGAUCAUCUCCUCAUACAAGGGCACACGACUCAAAUAACUUGUUCCCACCGAAUGCUUUGAACGGCGGAGAUUAUAAUAACUCAAUACCCAUGGAUAUUCGGUCACUACUCCAAGCCAACUGCGACAGGCUCCUGAAUGAAUACCAAGCUAAUUUGAAUGCUACUUUGGAAUUACAAGCCAUCCUAAUCGACGACGUUUUACCAUCGGUUGCAACCGAACUUGAACUCGAUGAAGCACAACAAAAAUGGGUUAAAGAGUGGUUAGAGGAUACCCACAUGGUUUUCUACGUUAUGAGAAAACAAAGGUUCACAAGAUCGUUCGCACUCGAUGUUAUUCGGAAGAAUAUAGAAUGGCGUAUAGAGAAUUUGUGGCCUCUGGAAUCGGAUCUUUAUCCCCAGAAUGUUCACUGUCUCCCCGCUAACGUUAGAGAUCCUCUUGGUCGCCCAAUCUUAAUUGUCCGAGCCACACCUUUCAAGGAGUCCUCGGAGUCGGAUCGGGAUUCAUCUUUAUUCCUCCAUGCUGUGGAACACUUGAGGCUCUGUCUCAAAGCAUUAAAUGACGCGAGUGAUGAAACUUUGAUGCCUUUUUUACAAUACGUGGUACUCCUUGAUGUCAAGGAAUUCUCAAUGCAAAAUAUGAGCGUAGAAUUCGUUAUGAGGUUCAUUAACGAGCUCACACCGAAAUUUCCCGGAAUGGUGGCAGCGGUUUUCAUUCUCAACUCGUCGUGGACUCAGGUCGGACUUUGGAGCAUAGCCAAACGCUUUCUACCGGCUAGUGCUGUGUCCAGGGUUUUCUUUCCCUCGGCUAACGAACUUGUCAGCUAUUUCACGCCGUCAUCAUUACCCAAAGACUAUGGUGGGGAUUUGGCGCCUCUCAAAUUCCUGAAUAAUUAUCUACACCCCAGAAAGGUGAAAACAGUCUGCAACAACGGUAAUUGCGAGGAGCCGUCUAGUGUCGUUCCCCGAACUUCCCCAGCUAGUCUCUCUCCUAUGUCUAGCAGUAAUCCGUACUUUGGUUAUCCUCUUUCCAUCUCGGACAGCGGCUCUUCCUCACUGCGCCACGGACGUAAACGUAAACGGGACCUCGCACGCACUCUACUGACUCUUUUGUGGCAUCGCUGGCGAGGAGUCGUCUCACCCUGCCUAUGGACGAUGGCAAUUGCUUUGGCUAUACGGUUAUUAUGGGUUCGACGCUCACUGCACUCAUCGUCGGAAGGUGUACGUCUACUCAAGGCAUGGUGGUCCUCAGUUUCCCUGCUAUAG